AUGGAUCUCGAAGCGAGAGAACGGCGAUCGUGCCGAAUUCAAUACCAGAGGGAACGAGGUCCGAAAGGGAAGAUUGAUGUCGAGGGUGAUAACAGACCAAGCGACGACAAAUUCGAUAACGCCUCCCAUCGUAAGAAGCCGCCAAAAAAGGCUCCAAGGGUGACGUUAGUUGAGAAGAUUCUAUCAAGCACCAGAACCAUAUGUAGCGUGCGUAAAGAAAAAGAAAGUCUUGAUCUUUGUCCAAGUUGUAUGUGGGGGCCCAAAGUUGGCUACGAUGAUGUCGUAUGGCACAAGCUAGGAAACUGUCCGUGGUGGCCGGCACGCGUGCUCACGCCUGGGACUGUGCCCUCUUGCCUCCUUAGCCGGUCGCACUCACCACACCAGUGGCCUCUUAAAUAUUACGGCACAUUAAAUCACUCUUGGGGAGAUUCUAACCGCAUGUGUCUAUUCCUGCCGAAACACACUCGCGCUUUAGAGGCAAAAGACGAUACUCUCAGACAAGCAGUUUUAGACGCUAGCGACGAUUAUAUUGCAGUUUACCUUACA
Brenthis ino (lesser marbled fritillary) is the source of this 546-nucleotide messenger RNA. NCBI's taxonomy places the organism in Eukaryota, Metazoa, Arthropoda, Insecta, Lepidoptera, Nymphalidae. The record is from the annotation of a GenBank genome assembly.